Molecule: messenger RNA, 1581 nt
Organism: Armigeres subalbatus
Lineage: Eukaryota; Metazoa; Arthropoda; Insecta; Diptera; Culicidae
Gene: PIG-M
Product: GPI mannosyltransferase 1
Exons: 2
Coding region: 123-1520 (465 amino acids)
Biological process (GO): GPI anchor biosynthetic process
Cellular component (GO): glycosylphosphatidylinositol-mannosyltransferase I complex; membrane
Molecular function (GO): alpha-1,4-mannosyltransferase activity; GPI mannosyltransferase activity
Source: RefSeq, a predicted model, not a curated record
GAAAACGAAACUUUAAUCGAAGUAAAUUAGGCUAAUGAACUGAUACAAAUGUAGUGAAACAACUGUACUAACCAAUCCAACAACCAACUCUACUAACACUUUUCGUAUAGCUCAAUAAACAAAUGAAGCCAGUUAAAAAAAACAUUAUUUCAUUUCAGAUACUAGAGUCGAUAAAUUAUUCAAAAAUGUCAUUCAAAAAGCAUCUCAUCAUUAGCAUUAUAAUUCGCAUUUUCCUGGUGUACUACGGCGAGGUGCAGGAUAGUUUGUCCGAGAUUCAAUAUACGGACGUAGACUAUCGGGUAGUUACAGACGGAGCUAGUCACGUUCUCAGCUUGAACUCUCCUUUCAAAAGGCACACAUAUCGAUAUACACCGCUGCUAGCAUAUUUGGUUAUUCCAAAUCUCCUAAUUCAUCACAGUUUCGGUAAAUUUGUUUUCUCCUUGUUCGAUGUUUUCAUAGGAGUGCUAAUAAAGUGGAUAUUGCUCAACUGCUAUCGCGGCAAUAAGAUUUCCAUCGAGAAAAAGCUUCUCAAGCUGGAGACAUUGAACAACCGGAACAAGUAUCUGAUAAAGCGGAAGAACGAAAUUUUGAACAGCAGCAAUGAAACGCUUCCGCCGAAAUACAUCCGCAUGGCCGAGAUUAGUUCUUAUUUUUGGCUUUAUAACCCGCUAACGAUGGUCAUCGCUACGAGAGGAAAUGGUGACUGCGUUUCAUGCUCACUUGUGCUCGUUUCGCUCUAUUUCCUGUUGAAGAACGAGCAGAGCAUCCUACAGUAUUUCAUGGCAGGAAUUUUCCUCGGCAUAUCGAUCCAUUUCCGGCUCUAUCCAAUCGGGUUUUGCCUGGCCUUCUAUCUGGCCACACUUGAUAAGCCGUUGCUAACAAUUACAGACUACAUACAAGCAGUAUUGAUGCCGAACGCAAAGCAAUUAUCUCUGGUGAUUGGGACGAUCGCAUCCCUGGCAAUAACGACCGGUCUAUUCUACUAUCUCUACGGAUAUCAGUACCUCUACGAAUCCGUCCUGUUCCAUUUGGUCAGGAAAGACACCCGGCAUAACUUUUCGUUGUACUUCUAUCUGCAAUACUUAAGUUCGAACUUCGACGUGUCCCAGCUGGAGAAGAUUCUGACGUUCUUACCACAACUGGUCCUCAUCAUGAUGCUCACCCUGCGCUACGGAAAGCAUCGCCAAACGUUAGGCUUUGCGCUGUUCGCGAUCGCCUUCGUCAUGGUGACGUACAACCCGGUCGUCACGUCGCAGUACUUUGUGUGGUUCCUAUCGUUGCUGCCGCUCAGCGUCAAGAACUUCAGAAACAUCGGCCUGCGCAAAGCCGUCUUUAUUCCGGUGAUGUGGUUCAUCUCCCAAGGAGGUUGGCUGCUGCCGGCGUAUUUGCUGGAAUUCAAGGGCUGGAACACGUUCGAGUUUGUGUGGAUCCAGAGCAUCGUGUUUUUCUUCUCCAACUUGCUGAUCCUGCAGAUGCUGGUUUGUAACUACGAUAUGGCGUACAACUAUAAGAUUGAUUAGAACGAGGUAAAAACAUGUGUGUGGAAAUAUGAGUUUAGGCGAGUAAAUAUGUUUAACGAUA